Hevea brasiliensis (rubber tree) is the source of this 1325-nucleotide messenger RNA. RefSeq lists its product as uncharacterized. The coding region runs from base 244 to 1089 and encodes 281 amino acids. NCBI's taxonomy places the organism in Eukaryota, Viridiplantae, Streptophyta, Magnoliopsida, Malpighiales, Euphorbiaceae. The transcript has 2 exons. The record is from RefSeq and is a predicted model, not a curated record.
UUGGCACCUUUUGUAAGGAUAAGAUCUCAGACUUAUCUUUCUUGCCUCUGGGUUCAAUCUUAAAUUAACGCUCCAAAAAGCUAGAAGACACCAUGCUGCGGUGGCCCUUUACUAAUGAAAUUCUACACAAUACCCCAUGAAAAACCCACCUUCUUUGAUCAAUAAUUCAACCCUAGAUCAUAAUCAUCAUAUAUUGAUCCAAUUAUAUUUUCCAAGAAAGAAAAAGAAUUUUCCCUCUUAGAAAUGGAUCUUGAAGAAUGGGAAAUUUUGCCCCAUGGGGGAUUUCUUGAUUACCGUGAAGAUGGUGAAAAAAAGAAUUUUGCGGCAAGCAAUCGUAGCUCCAAUUCGAAAAGUGUGUUCGAUAUGAACUACUUUGUGUGCCCAUCUUCACCCCCAAAAAAUUCAAGGAUGGUGCCUAACCAACUUGUUCCAGUUCCAUUUCAGUUGGAAACAACAAGAAUCACAACUGGUAAGGAUCAACAAGACAAAUCAAAGCCUAUUGACAUCAAGGUGGUGCCUUCUUUGAUCAUGCCAGAAGUCAAAGGUCCUGAUAUAGCUUCAAAAGAAGCUGAUCAAGACCAAGUUUCCCAAGUUUUCUUCAAGAAAAUGAAGGAAAAUGAAUUUGUCGACAUGAAAAUGGACUCUCCAAAGUCCCCAACAACCAAAGGUUUUGUGCCUCCUCAAAUUGAUGCUGGCAAGUUUAACUUUGAGGAUACAGGUGAUGCCUUGGAAACCAAGAUUUGUUCCCCAAGAAACAAGAAUGAAAAAGAAAUUAAGGAAGUGGAAGAGGUUAAUUGGGAGGAGAGUAAUAGUGGCUUGAAUUUAUGGAAGUGGAGCUUGAAUGGGAUUGGAGCAAUUUGCUCCUUUGGUAUUGCAGCUGCUACUGUUUGUAUCAUCAUAUUUGGAAGCCACCAAAGAAACAAUCAGCAACAGAACCAAAAGCUGAGGUUCCAGAGUUUCAAUGAAGACAAGAGGAUUAAGCAAGUGAUUCACCAUGCAACAAAAUUCAAUGAAGCAAUUACAACAGUAAGAGGAGUUCCCAUUUCUAGAGCUCACAUAACUUAUGGAGGUUACUAUGAUGGUCUUUGAAGCAAAACUCAUAUCACAGAACAAUCCCAAUUGUUCCUUGCUGUCAAUUGUGGUGAUGAAUCUAUUAUGCCUAUAUGUAAGCUUUUAUUUAUGGUUUUCUCUUCAUAUUUUGUACAUAUAAAAAGCAGUAUAUAUGAGAUAUUUACUUGUGUAUAGAUUCUGAUGAAUCCUGUGUAUUAGAGAUUCCCUAUGCUUAUGUACAAGCCACUUAUAAGAGGUUGGUAUCUUUAUUGUGA